Molecule: messenger RNA, 4332 nt
Organism: Exophiala oligosperma
Lineage: Eukaryota; Fungi; Ascomycota; Eurotiomycetes; Chaetothyriales; Herpotrichiellaceae
Exons: 1
Coding region: 134-2248 (704 amino acids)
Biological process (GO): DNA-templated transcription; regulation of DNA-templated transcription
Molecular function (GO): DNA binding; DNA-binding transcription factor activity, RNA polymerase II-specific; zinc ion binding
Source: RefSeq, a predicted model, not a curated record
CACUCUGGUAGUCCCUCUCAAAGUCUCACAGCGAUCUGUUGAAGCCGUUCGGAGCGGUCUCAGAUUGAAUGCAGCCGUAUAAUCACGAAGGGGUGGCUCAACUUUGAGACGUGAAUCGAGAAACCCUGCCGACAUGUCUUCUCCGGCCUCACCGGAGAAGCCCAGACACCGAGUCAGAGCAUUCAAAGCGUGCCAGCGCUGCAAUCAAAGAAAGGUAAAAUGUGAUGCUGCGCAGACCGGAUUACCAUGUACCAGAUGCAAAGUUGACGGCGCCCAAGGUUGCGCGUUCAUCUCUUCACGUCGAGGCACAUACGAUCGCUGGCGUUCGGUAAAGGCGCGGGCCCGAACGCCUCAGUCAAACUCGACGGCAGAGACCCGAGUGGAAAGUACAUCUCCUGACGCAGGCCAAAUUGAAGGCGGCUCGCCCAAUACACAGCUUGCAAGCACUGUACCACCAGCUUCCGCAAGGAGCAAUACUCUGGCUCUCGGCUUCGAGAACUUCUUGAGGCAAGGAGGCAGAGACGCCGAAGGGUUGGUUGGUAAAUACGGACUGGUCUUGCUCGGAGACUCUUCUCCUCUUACUUUCGCGCUGAAGGAGCUACAGUCUGACAAGAGGGACAAACCGAGCGGGAACACCUCCGAAGCAGUCGACACGGAUCUGCAUGUUACAUCCAGCCGGUCGGGUCAUCCAUCGCAUCUGACGGCCGCCGAUUUGAACUAUCUGCACUCCAAAGGAGCCUUGACGGCACCUACGACUGAGUGUCUGGAUGCCUUGAUCCAAGUCUUCAUCGAAAAAUUCUACCCAUUAUGCUCCAUCGUCGACAGAUCCGAAUUCGUGCGGCAGCACCAUUCGCGUAGCCUACCGUGGAUCCUGUUGCAAUCGGCCUGCCUCAUCGGCGCCACCUACAGCGACGCAUCGAUAUUGAAAAAAGCCGGCUUCAAGUCCAGACAAGCGGCGCGCCGCUUCUUCUACGACAAGGCCAAAGUGCUGUACGAUGUUGGCUAUGAAACAAAUAGCGUCGUCCUGCUGCAGUCUAUAGUGAUGCUGACGUACUGGGGUCCCGACUUGAAAGGGUACUGGAACCCCUGCUCCUGGGUCGGAGUGGCCGUGACUAUAGCCGAGUCGCUAGGUAUCCACCGUUCGGCAGGAUACUCUACCCUCCACAAGGACAAAGGCCUGCUUCGAAGAUUGUGGUGGAUGAUCGCUGUAAGAGACGCGUAUUGCGGCACCCUCCUUGGGCGACCUUUCAGGGUGAAUAUGAGUCACUCUGACGGACCCAUGUUGACGUUUGACGACUUUGGUCCUGAAGACCGCCCGACGACGACAACCAACAACCCCGACUCCGAUGACCAAGCUACACUCUACAUGCAUUAUCAGAUCCAACUGGCGAAACUGUCGCUUAUUCUGCGCAGGAUCGUCAACACCCGUUUCAAUGUCGGUCUCGACUCCACGACCCCUCAGGCUCUGCGGGAUCUUUUGGGCCAAUGGCGCCAUGAGUUGCCUGCGGUGAUGACAUGGUCAGACCACGGCAGUUCGAGCUCGAUAUUCUCCGAGUGUCUCAAGAUCUUGUACCACCACCAUCUCAUCCUCAUAUACCUCUCUCGCGGUGACGGAGGGACGGGGCCAGCUUCGGCCGGACUCGCCAACAUGGAAGUCCCCAUGUCCGAAAUCGCCGAGUCGGCCGCUCAGACCAUAGCUUCGACGUCGCUCAGCUUGAUGACGAGGUCGAUGGUUCAUUCUCUACCUCAAGAGGUUUUCCCUGCCUUCUUCGUGGCCGGGAUCGUCUUCUUCCGCCUCAUCCGCAGGUCUCCGUCGUUGAUCGCACAACUGGGUCAGGCCGCCCUCGACAAUUGCCAGAUAGUCCUCAACGAGGUGCGCGAUUGUUGGGAACCCGCGUUCUGGGGCAUGCGCAUCUUCGAGUUUCUCCUCGCCGGGCUCAACAAGAAGAAUCACAACAACGGUCUCGCCGAAAAACAAGACCUGACGGUUGUAUCGUCGAGCGAGACCGUCGGACCAGAUCUACAACGACAGAUGUUGGACGAAACGCCCACCACCCAGGACCAUUUCGCUUUGCAGAACGCGGUCGAAAUGGGCCCGGCAAUCCACAACCUGCGAAAUGCGGCGCAGCAAGACACGCUUCUCACGACGCAAUUGUACGAUCGGUUCCUUGACCCGGACAACUAUUUCAUCAUGCCCACGUCUCUGGCUGACCAGGAUAUCAUCGAUUUCGACAUGCCACAGUGGUGAUGGAGAAAGAGUUAGAGUCGGGCACAAGCCAUGGACAACGUGCGAGUGCUACUAUUGCUGCUACUACGGCUACUAAUCCUGUUAUCACUGUUGUAUGUCCGAGUAUGCGUUCAACGCCAUCUGCCCACCCAAAUGCGCAUAGAGCACCCGACUCCCUUCGGAUAUCUCUCCACGCUUGAUCAGAUCCAUCAUGCCGGCCAAGCUCUUGCCCUCGUAGACAGGGUCAGUGAUGAAGGCCUCGGUGCGCGCUGCGAACCUCAUGGCCUCGAGUGUGGCUUUAUCCGCGAUGCCGUAGCAUCCAGCAUGGUAGCGCGUAUCUAGAAUUACGUCCUCCUCCGAUAAAUCGUCCUCGCUCAGUCCAAUCUUGGCGGCAGUCUGUUUCGCGAUGCGGAGGACCUGGUCAAACGUCUGUUGCGGUGUCGCACUGGCAUCGAUGCCGAUGACCUUGCGCGGGGGAGAUUGUCCGCGUUUCUCGAGAAGUUUGAAUCCAGCAAUCAUUCCGGCGAAUGUCGAGCCUGUCACGGCGCACACGAUGACGGUGUCGAAGAAUGUGCCCAUCUGCGUCUCUUGGGCGCGUACUUCGAACGCCCAACGAGCAAAACCUAGACCGCCUAAUGGAUGGUCCGAAGCGCCGGCCGGGAUGUAGUACGGCUUACCACCUUGGUCAAUUACCUUUUGCGUGAGAGUUUGCAAGGUCUGCUUGUGUUCGAUGCCGAAAGUGGACGGGUCGAGAUUGACAUCCGCGCCCAUGAGUCGGGACAACUGGAUGUUGCCGACCUUGUCGUAUCCUGGAUCGUUGUGGGCAACCCAAUUCUCCUGGACCAGGGCAGCCUUAAGCCCAAGGUGUGCGGCCACGGCAGCGACUUGUCUGGUGUGGUUGGAUUGUACGCCACCUAUCGAGACAAGGGUGUCACGUCCCUGGUUCAGUGCUUCGGCCGCCAGGUAUUCGAGCUUGCGAGUUUUGUUCCCGCCAAAGGCGAGCGCGGAGUUGAGAUCCUCGCGUUUCGCAUAGAUAGUGACUUUGUUGCCGAGACCAAGAGAGAGGCGCUCGAGUGUAUGAAUAGGUGAUGGUCCCAGGAGCAAAGGCUGGCGGGGGAUCUCCGAGAACGGCGACGGAAGUUCCACGUCAACAACAAGGCCAGCCAUUUUAUCGUAUAUCCUCCUGGUAACUGUUCAAGUUUUAAGGGGAGCAAUGAAUAUUAUAUUCCAGAUGAUCUUUUUCUGCUGAAGGGUGAGGGUGCAGUGAUGAAGAGACAGGUUAUCAACAACAUUUUAUACCGAAGAAAGAAGAGGGUCACCACCUCUUCGAGCCAAUAGCCGUGCGAAUUUACCGUCGGGAAUAAGGAUAGGGUCGAUAACAUCUGAGUGAUCCUCAGCAAACUCGGAGUGAAGAGCUACUCCGGCAGAAAGACUCCCAAACGAAGUAUUAUCAUAUUGAUGGCAAGUCUGGGAGCGAAAAUGGUCGAUGCUCUACCUCUGUCAGGUCCUUGUGAAGGUUGUCUCGAUGAUUUGAUCUUUUUUGGGUCCGCGGACUUCAUGCAUCAUGCUCCAAGACAAAAGACCGGCGGAGGUAUGGUCCUUCGAUGACAGAUUGAAGCUGUAGGAGCUGCUGUAGUAGUCGUCGACACAGAGAUGACCACCCGAUCCUUGUAGGACAAUGGGGGUUUCUGGGUUGUCGCUGCUGCUGCUGCCGCCGUCGUCCUCCCGUACAACAUCGACAGAGUGGAAGAGAUAGUCGAUGAGACUGGUGCCUGGUUUGGUGAACCAGAUACUCAUCGACACCUUGUCGUCGGAUUCUUGUAGACGCCAAAUAUACUUGCGCGAGAAUGGGAAUUUUGGCACGUUUGUUGUGGUUUGACCUACGCUUGGAAGGCCCAUCUCGAACUCGCCUUCUUCAUGGUACAGGAGCUCAGCAUCGGCAAUUUGCAGCUUGCCGUCUGCAUCGAGGACUGGGGAUGGCUGUUUGUGUGUGAAGGUGGCAUUCCCUUCGCACCGACCCGACGGCUCUGAUGGAUGUCCACCUUGUAACUUGCGACUGAGAUGCCAGGUACCGCGGAGAUCACGGAAAAGACGCCGUAUCAGCG